AUGACUGCUGGCUUCUUUAUAGAACUCACUAUCCUGGGCCGUCUUGAAACCAUGCCAUUCUGCAACCAAAGCUGGCACCAGCUGCUACUGAAACUCACCUUUGCACUGGGAUCACUGUGGACGCUGUUCCUGGCCCUUCAGCUGGAGUCACCCUUGUCUACUCACCUAAUCCACAGUAAUCGCUGGUUGGAGUACAGGGAUUAUGACUUCGGCCCAGAGGGGGUGUGCAACUGCUCAGCAAUCCAGGAGGGAAACACAGAGGCGCUGGAGGAAGCCAAACUAUUAACCAUCACAAAAGAGUUCCAGAAAAAUAUUCAGAUCCCUGAUGAGUAUUACAUUAAGGAAACCAAAGACUGUGGGAAAUUCAAGUCAAAGAGGAAAUAUAUAACAUUUUCCCUUAGCAAAGAAGAAGAAGACUUUCCUCUGGCUUAUUCUAUAGUUGUUCAUCACAAAGUGCAGAACUUUGAGCGACUGCUACGAGCCAUCUAUGCACCUCAGAACAUUUAUUGUAUUCAUGUGGACAAAAAAUCCCAGCCCUCUGUAAUAGCUGCUAUUAGCAGCAUCGCUUCCUGUUUCCCCAAUGUCUUCAUGGCCAGAAAGGCUGAGACCGUGGUCUAUGCUGGGUGGACUCGUGUCCAAGCUGACCUCAACUGCAUGGCUGACCUUUAUGAAUACAGUGCAGAGUGGAAAUACUUCAUCAACCUGUGUGGACAAGACUUCCCUCUAAAAACCAAUUUGGAAAUGGUAAGAAUACUGCGCUCACUGAAAGGCGGCAACAGCAUGGAGUCCGAAGAUAUGUCUCAAGUUAAGAAGUGGAGGGUAUCAACAGUUCACCAUGUUGUUAAUGGGAUAAUCAAGUCGACAGGAAAGUCAAAGAGUCCGCCUCCCUUCAACUUCCCCAUUAAGUCAGGAAAUGCCUAUAUCGUGGUAACUCGGGGCUACGUCCAGAGUGUUUUGAACGACACUCGAGUACAAGCUCUUAUCGAAUGGUUCAAAGACACCUACAGUCCUGAUGAGUUCCUGUGGGCGACCAUUCAACGAGUCCCCGGUGUGCCUGGCUCGACGAGACCCCACACUAAGUACGAUCAAACGGACAUGAAUGCCAUUGUACGACUAGUGAAAUGGGCGUCGCAUGAAGGAUCACAGCAUUCAGCAGUGUAUCCUCCGUGUGAGGGCAGCCACAUACGGUCAAUUUGUGUAUAUGGAGCUGGGGAUGUAAAAUGGCUGCUGGAGAACCAUCACCUAUUUGCCAACAAAUUUGACAUGUACAAAGAUCCCAUUCCUGUCUUCUGCUUGGAGAAUCAUCUCAGACAGAAAGCUCUGGCUGAAUCAGAAGGUGAAAUUUUUUCUAGUCUUGAUAGAUGAGUUAAAACAAGAUGAUCUACUGGAACAUAUUUAUGGUUGGAAAGUAAAUUUUUAUCUGUGGGGGGUGAAGACAGUGGAGGGGGGCAGGGGAGUUUAUGAAUACUUUGAGGCCACUGUGGUUCAGAGGUAGCAAUUCAUCCUGUAACCAGUGUGUAGAAGCCUAAAUUCAGUUUUGUUCGUUCAGACCUUUAGGAUAAAUUAAAUUUAUAUUUCUUAUGAUAAUUUGUUUAUUUGGAUAAAAAUGAUUACUAGUUAAAUCUCCAAUGCAUACAAAUUUGUUACAUUGGACUAUACUAAAGCCGUCUUUUAAAUUUGUAUAUCUAAUUGCAGUUAAGGAUUUUAGGGUGUGGCUAGGGAACAAUAGUUGGGCAGUUGGAGUUUAGCCACACAGUUUGUUGACCUCUCUCUUUAGACUCUCUUAUUUACUUUUUAUUAUUUUGUGGAAAAGUAACAUUUGUACCGUUUUUAUUUCUGAAGUAAACCGUUUAACUUUAUCCAGUCUGGUUUUUUGUCGUUUCGUCAUCAAGUGGAUCGAAUGGGAAAGACGGAGAGCGUCAAGCUU
Molecule: messenger RNA, 1927 nt
Organism: Xiphophorus maculatus (southern platyfish)
Lineage: Eukaryota; Metazoa; Chordata; Actinopteri; Cyprinodontiformes; Poeciliidae
Product: beta-1,3-galactosyl-O-glycosyl-glycoprotein beta-1,6-N-acetylglucosaminyltransferase
Cellular component (GO): membrane
Molecular function (GO): beta-1,3-galactosyl-O-glycosyl-glycoprotein beta-1,6-N-acetylglucosaminyltransferase activity
Source: RefSeq, a predicted model, not a curated record